UAUGAGGAAUUUUGAAGGAUAAAAUUUUUAAUUGAUUUAAGAUGUGAAAAUCUUCAUGGAGAAUGAAAUUGAAGCUGGUGAAGAAGUUGGAAAGGGAGUUAAAAAUGAGGUUGAAGGAGGUGUUGGCCAUGGAAUGGGAGAUGAAAAUGGAAAGGCUGGCGAAGGAGUUGAAAAGGUUGCCGAUGAAGUAGCCGGGAAAGGAGCUGGAGAAGUUGAAGAAGUCGGUGGAAUUGAAGGUGAAAAGGAAGUUGAAGGAGGUGAUGGAAAUGAAGGUGGAAAAGGAGUUGAAGGAGGUGAAGGAAAUGAAGGAGAAAAUGGAGUUGAAAGAGGUGAAGAAAAUGAAGGUGAAAAGGAAGUUGAAGGAGGCAAAGGAGUUGAAGAAGAAGACGAAAAGGAAGUUGAAGAAGAGGUUGAAGGAGAUGAUGGAAAUGAGGGUGAAUAUGAAGUUGAAGGAGGUGAUGAAAAGGAAGGUGAAAAUGGAGCUGAAGGCGGUGAUGGAGUUGAUGGAGGUGAAAAUGGAGUUGAAGGAGGCGAUGGAAAUGAAGGUGAAAAUGGAAUUGAAGGAGGCGAAGGAAAUGAAGGUGAAAAUGGAAUUGAAGGAGGCGAAGGAGAUGAAGAAGAAGAAGAAAAGGAAGUUGGUGAAGAAGUUGGAAAGGAGGUUAAAAAUGAAGUUGAAGAAGGUGUUGAAGGAGGUGAUGGAAAUGAAGGUGGAAAUGGAGCUAAAGGCGGUGAUGGAAAUGAAAGGGAAAAUGGAGUUAAAGGAGGCGAAGGAAAUGAGGGUGAAAAUGGAGUUGGAGGAAAAGUUGAAGGAGAUAAAGAGGAAGACGAAAAGGAAGCUGGUGAAGAGGUUGUAGAGGAGGUUAAAAAUGAAGUUGAAGAAGGUGUUGGACAUGGAAUUGGUAAAGAAAAUGGAAAGGAUGGUGAAGGAAUUGAAGUAGCCGGGAAAGAAGUUGGAGGAGUUGAUGGAAAUGGAGGUGGAAAUGGAGUUGAAGAUGGAAUUGGAGGAAAAGUUAAAGGAGCUGAAGAGGAAGACGAAAAGGACGUUGAAGAAGAGGUUGGAAAUGAAGUUGGAAAAAAUGUGAAUGGGCAAGGGGCUGAAAAUGAAGUUGGAGAAGAAAAUGGAAAGGUUGGUGGAGUUGAAAAAGUUGUUGAUGAAGUUGGAGAAGUUGAAGGAGGUGAACGAAAUAAGUGUGAAAAUGGAGUUGAAAAUGGAGCUGGAGGAAGAGUAGAAGGAGUUGAAGAAAAGGUUGGAAAAGAAGUUGAAGAGGUUGGAAAAAAAGCUGGAAAAGGAAGUAAAAUGGAAGAAAGGAAUGUGAAUGUAAAUGGAGUUGAAGGAAAUAAUGGUAGGUUAAUCUAA
Meloidogyne enterolobii is the source of this 1357-nucleotide messenger RNA. The record is from the annotation of a GenBank genome assembly. NCBI's taxonomy places the organism in Eukaryota, Metazoa, Nematoda, Chromadorea, Rhabditida, Meloidogynidae.